UAGAUAAACUCGGCAACUCUGCAAUGUUGCUAUUUUUUUAGUCUGCACACUUCAUCUUUGACACUCAUGGCUGCAGGUAGCAGAAAAAUAUGAAGAAACAGGUGCAUUUACUUAUAGUGAAACCUCGUCAAUGAAAAUAUUUCUCAAAUACGUGGCGAAAAGCUUCUAGCGACUAUCUCUUCUUCGUCUUGACUUUUAAAUUGAGUGUCGCCAUGUCCAAUGAAACGGUAUCCACGGCGAACGACCUUCAAGUUUAUCGCCAUGGACUGAUAUUAAAGUUUCGUUGGCUUGUAGAAAAAAUGCCAGUGGAUUAUCCAAUAACUUCACAGCCAUUUCAAUUCAGAAACGAAAAACUCUUCUUAGUCAGCUUAAAUUGUGUUGCUGGACAAGAUGAGACAAAAAACAACCAACCAGGCUUUUUACUCACCUUUACUAGUUCUAAUCAUCAUAAGAUUGGCAUACAAUUACAUAGAGUUUCACUGACACUGACUUGUCCUGGAAUGACUGAAUCUGACCCUACUGAAAUGCAACCAAAGCAAAUAAUGGAUGACGAACUUUGUAAAGUGUUCAUUUUGCAUACAGGACCUCUUCCACUACCUGUUACAAUCACAUAUUACAUCCACGUCAACGAGAAUAUACCCAACUACCGAUAUGAACUAGUUGACUUGCUCUGCAUGGCCCAACUAUGGCUUGCUGCUCGGAAGAGACAGUACACAGAUUUUGAGUUUCUAGUUCAGGGGAAAGUAUUUCCUGCUCAUCGAGCCAUUUUAGCUGCUCGAAGCCCCGUUCUCGCAAAUCUAUUAUCACAGCCGGGAGUGGACUUCCUUCGCAUUGAAGACAUAGAUGCCAAUGUUUUUGAACAAUUCCUGCAUUUCAUCUACACAGGUCGUUUAACGACCUCUGCCAAUAAUGCCCAACUACUUAUAGCUGCUGGACGGUACCAAGUAGAUACUCUCAUGAAGCUGUGCCAAAAUGCCAACCAGGGAUCGGAAUCCAGCAACAGAAUCAUAGACAUAACAAGUGUAUAGGACACUCCCACCCCUCCUACUAUUUAGGUUUUUGGGGAUGUCUACAAUUUUCAUAACAGGGAUACCAAAUCAGCCUUAUUUUUCUUUUUCUGUGAGUGUGUGUUCACUGCUUCAUUCUUUAUACCUCAUUUCACUUGUUUGCGGGAGUUGAUAGAACUAAAAUAAAUUGAUCUGUUUUACCUUGAA
This is a messenger RNA of Daphnia magna, 1214 nucleotides long. RefSeq lists its product as uncharacterized. Gene Ontology annotation, molecular function: ubiquitin protein ligase binding. The transcript has 2 exons. Lineage: Eukaryota; Metazoa; Arthropoda; Branchiopoda; Diplostraca; Daphniidae. The record is from RefSeq and is a predicted model, not a curated record. Bases 213 to 1028 code for a protein of 271 amino acids. Gene Ontology annotation, cellular component: nucleus; cytoplasm. Gene Ontology annotation, biological process: proteasome-mediated ubiquitin-dependent protein catabolic process; regulation of proteolysis.